Molecule: messenger RNA, 1929 nt
Organism: Menidia menidia (Atlantic silverside)
Lineage: Eukaryota; Metazoa; Chordata; Actinopteri; Atheriniformes; Atherinopsidae
Source: the annotation of a GenBank genome assembly
AUGCAGAAAAUCAUCUUCUCGCCUACACGAUACCUUUACCUCAUAUUUUCUGGAUGUCAGGCAAAACAGGGUCAUGGCGUUCCAGCCGGCCUGCCACCUGAUGCGCACAGGCUUUACCUCUUCGGGAUGCAGACCAUAAAGUGUGUGGUUGUGGGUGAUGGUGCGGUGGGAAAGACCUGCCUGCUCAUCUCUUACACUACCAACAAGUUUCCGUCUGAAUACGUCCCUACGGUGUUUGACAACUAUGCCGUGACGGUGAUGAUCGGGGGGGAGCCAUACACUCUGGGGCUGUUUGACACCGCAGGUCAGGAGGACUACGACAGACUGCGACCCCUCAGCUACCCGCAGACCGACGUCUUCCUCGUCUGCUUCUCCGUGGUGUCGCCUUCCUCCUUUGAAAACGUCAGAGAGAAGUGGGUGCCAGAGAUCUCCCACCACUGUCCACGGACGCCCUUCCUGCUGGUCGGGACUCAGGUGGAUCUGAGAGACGACAGCAACACACUGGAGAAGCUGGCCAAGAACAAACAGCGAGCCCUGAGCUGCGAGAGCGGAGAGAAGCUGGCCCGAGAGCUCAAAGCUGUCAAAUACGUGGAGUGCUCAGCUCUCACACAGAGAGGACUGAAGAACGUGUUUGACGAGGCCAUCCUCGCUGCUCUGGAACCUCCGGAUAACAAACCCAAAAAGCGCUGCAUGGCAACUUUAAAGUGUGUGGCCGUUGGGGACCAAGAAUCACAGAAGACCAAGCUGCUCAUUUCCUACAUGUACUUCACGUCCAAAUCUCCCUCUGAGUUCAGCCCCUGGGUGAUGGAUAACUGUAUGGUGACGGUGAUGAUUGGUCGGAAGCCAUACAAUCUGGGACUGUGGGACACGGCAUGGCACAAAGACUACGAUAGACUACGACCCCUCAGCUACCCUCUGACUGAUGUCUUCCUCGUCUGUUUCUCCAUCAUAUCGCCUUCCUCCUUUGAAAACGUCAGAGAAAAGUGGGUUCCCGAGAUUUCCCACUUCUGCCCAGGAAUACCUUUCCUGCUGGUCGGGACUCAGAUGGAGCUCAGAGAUGACAGAAGCACUCUGGAGAAACUGGCCAGGACAAAAGAGCAACCGGUGACCUAUGAGAGGGGAGUGGAAAUGGCCCUUGAGCUCAAUGCAUUCAAAUAUAUGGAGUGUUCGUCUCUCAUGAAGAAAAGUUUGGACAAUGUCUUUGAGGAGGCUGUCCGUGCGACUCUGAAGCUCAAACGCAGCAGAUCCUGUGUCCUGCUUUCAGCUGAGAAGACCAAGCUUCUGGUAUCCUACACCUCCUACAUGUUGGAUUCUCCAACUGAGUUCAUCCCCAUGGUGUUCACAGACUAUGCUGUGACGGUGAUGAUUGGCGGGGUGCCAUACAUGCUGUGUCUGUGGGACACUGCAGGACAGGAUGACUACACCAGACUACGACCCCUCAGCUACCCUCACACUGAUGUCUUCCUCGUCUGUUUCUCCAUCGUAAUCCCUUCCACCUUUGAGAACGUCAGAGAAAAGUGGGUUCCCGAGAUUUCCCACUUUUGCCCGGGAAUACCUUUCCUGCUGGUCGGGACUCAGAUGGAACAGAGAGAUGACAGAAGCACUCUGGAGAAACUGGCCAGGAAGAAAGAGCAACCAGUGACCUAUGAGAGAGGAGUGGAAAUGGCCCGUAAGCUCAAUGCUGUCAAAUACAUGGAGUGUACAGCUCUCAUACAGAAAAGUGUGAAUGAGGUUUUUGAGGAGGCUGCAUUCACAGCUCUGAAGUCCAAAUCCAGCAAACUCAAAAAAGGCUGUGUCCUCCUGUGUUUCCAGAUGAGGCCCAUUUGGGUCUUCCUCAUUCUGCCUCAUCCUCGUUCUGUGGAUUUGGAGGCAUAUUACAGUAGACGAUGCCCCAGCUCAUCACUCUGGGUACAUGAGGCCAAAGCUCAG